Messenger RNA from Ailuropoda melanoleuca (giant panda), 2196 nucleotides. RefSeq names its product lysosomal protein transmembrane 5 (gene LAPTM5). Gene Ontology annotation, cellular component: lysosomal membrane. The transcript has 8 exons. The coding region runs from base 78 to 869 and encodes 263 amino acids. NCBI's taxonomy places the organism in Eukaryota, Metazoa, Chordata, Mammalia, Carnivora, Ursidae. The record is from RefSeq and is a predicted model, not a curated record.
GCAGCUUCCCCUUUUCGGCCCUGCUCUGGGCGCUGCGCUCUCCCCGUCAGUGCCUAGGAGCAGGGGACGGCGGCACCAUGUCCCCACGCACCGCUGCUGUCCGCCAGACCUGCUGCUGCUUCAACGUCCGCAUCGCCACCACCGCCCUGGCCAUCUACCAUGUGAUCAUGAGUGUAUUGCUGUUCAUCGAGCACGCGGUAGAGGUGGUCCAUGGCAAGGCGUCCUGUAAGGUGUGGCAGACGGGCUACCUUAGGCUCGCCAACCUGGUCUCCAGCUUCCUGCUCAUCGCCAUGCUUUUUGUCAUCAGCUUGAGCCUGCUGAUUGGAGUGGUCAAGAACCGGGAGAAGUACCUGCUUCCCUUCUUGUCCCUACAAAUCAUGGACUUCCUGCUGUGUCUGCUCACGCUGCUGGGCUCCUACAUCGAGCUGCCCGCCUACCUCAAGUUCGCGUCCCGGAGCAGCCGGGUUGGUCCCUCCAAGGUCCCGCUGAUGACCCUGCAGCUGCUGGACUUCUGCUUGAGCGUCCUGACCCUCUGCAGCUCCUACAUGGAAGUGCCUACCUAUCUCAACUUCAAGGCCAUGAACCACAUGAAUUACCUCCCCAGCCAGGAGGGCGUGGCUCACAGCCAGUUCAUCAAGAUGAUGGUCAUCUUCUCCAUCGCCUUCGUCACUGUCCUCAUCCUGAAGGUCUACAUGUUCAAGUGCGUGUGGAGAUGCUACGAAUUCAUGAAGUACGUGAACUUAGCCGAGGAGAGGAACAGCUCCCAGAUGCCGCAGAAGGUGGUCCUGCCGUCCUACGAGGAAGCCCUGUCUCUGCCAUACAAGACUCCGGAGGGGGACCCAGCACCACCCCCCUACUCAGAGGUGUGACGCCCGCCAAGCCCCAGCCCCAGCGCUGGGAGGGGCGGAGCUGUCUCGCAAUCCGCUUCUCUGCUUUGGUGGCCCUUGCGGCCCCAGGUGAACCACCCGGCUGACUUCAGGACAACCCGCUUGUGUCCCCCUCGCUGGCCUGCUUUUCCCAUGGGGCCUGGGAGAUGCUCACAACUGGGUCCACUUCAGGCUGAAAGACUCCCUGAGGCUCUCGGAAAUUUGGUCUAACAACUCUCGGCUUAUUGGGAUCGGCCCCAACAUUUGUUUAAACCAUCCGUCAUUCCCAAUUCAGUGGGUUUGGUUAAACAACUUGCAACUUGACCCGUGUAACCACGUGGCUGACAAAUGAAAAGCACGCUCCUCGGUGCAGGAAACUGGUUCGGUCAGACCGCCAUUGUCCCUUGCCCUGGUUUUGGACAGCUGUCCGCUCACGGGGCAAUGCAGCCAAGUCACCAUCCCUGGGUCCUCCCCACCAAACACAACUGUCCGAUUCCUGCACAUUGCUGGUUUCAACAAUUAUGGACAGCCAACCACCAGUCGAUUCAAACCAGGGAUAAAAUUCAAUAAGAACAAUAAAAAUCAAAUUAGCCCCAAACCAUUCCCUUCAAGCGAAUCCAAUAACUGGCUGCCCCCUCCGGUCAAUUUGGUACUUCCGAGAGGCUGAGUAAUUUUAAGUGCAAAUGAAAAUUGAGCAGUUGCCCGACAUCAUCCGGCAGCUACUUCCAGGAAAUAGCAGGUGUUCCCAUCACCGAACGGUCCCGACAAACACACAAUUGUUUUGCUGAAGACAGAUGAUCAGCAGCAGCUGUCAGCCAUACACAGUCAGUGUCCUCGCGCAGUGUGGGGUCCGCGACGAGGGCGGCCUCAGGCACGGUCGUCUCCAGCAGCGAGCUGCCGCCAUCCCACAGCGGUGGCCCAUCUGUCACCAACUUGGGCAGCAGUGCCUCCGUCCCGCCAAAUGCUCGUGCUUAAGCAGUGACUGAGCCCCGGCAUCGGGCGGGUCCGUGGGCUGUGGUCUGUGGACCAAAUCCACGUGUGUGUUUGGUCAAAGCAGGCCGACUCUUCGUGGGCACGCGUGGCGGUGGUGGCCGAAGGGAAGGUUUGGGUCCCCACACCCCCCCUUUCGCCUGUUUCCCUGGGGGCUGGGCUUCCUGAGGGAGCUGAUCUCGAGGCGGAGAUGAGACGGCUAUGGAGGCAGGUUCUCUGGGGCCUGAGAGGGGGGUUCAGAGGGAGAGGGCCGUGGAAGAGGCUCCCCGCCGGCUCCCCCUUGUUUAAUUGCUUUGUGUGUGCUGGGGAAGAAGUUUCAAUAAAGCAGCACCACGCUUCA